CUCUACCGCUCUUCAGCUCCAUCUGAACUCCAACGCCUUUUUUCUGGAUCAUCUUCCUUUUUUUCCUUUUUAUACCAACGUCUUUGUUUGUUGUGAUACCCAAUCUCCUUUGAUACCCCCCGAAAUCUUUCAGAAUGGCCGAGGAACAGAAGAACGUCGUCGUCCCCGAGGAGACCAAGCCUGAGGCCACCGGUAUCUCGGCUCCCACCGUCGAGACUCCCGCCGAGACCAAGCCCGCCGAAGAGACACCCGCUGUCGCUGCCGAGUCUGCUCCCGCUGCUGAGGACAAGCCUGCUGAGGAGGCCAAGCCCGCUGAGGCUGAAGAGGCCCCCAAGGCCGAGGAGAAGAAGGAGGAGGUCAAGCCCAUCGAGGAGGGUCACCUGAACCACAAGGCUCAGGGCCUGAGCUUCCCCAAGAACCUUAUUGCCAGCAAGGAGUUCUUCUGGUUCGGCUCCGACGCCGUUGAGCCCAAGUCUCUCGCCCACUACCUCAAGGCCGAGAAGUCUGCCGAUACUGCCCACUCCAACAUCGCCUGGGCUUCCGAGACUGGCAAGGGUCUUCUCUUUGUCGGCGACAAGACCACCCCCUCUAGCGUCAUCAGCCUGGCCGAUGCUACUGAGCCCGAGACCGAUGGCUCUCACAAGUUCCACCUCACCUCCAAGGGCAACAAGCACACCUUCAAGGCUGCUAACGCCGCUGAGCGUGACAACUGGGUUUCCCAGCUGAAGCUCAAGAUCGCCGAGGCCAAGGAGCUCGUCGACACUGUCACCGAGUCGGAGACCUACAAGGCCACCGUCGAGAGCUUCAAGCCCGUUGUUCCUAAGAAGGAGGAGAAGGCUGCUGAGGCCCCCAAGGAGGAGACCGCCCCUGUCGUUGAGGAGCCCGUCGCCGAGGCUGCCCCCGCUGUUGAGGAGGCUCCCAAGGAGGAGGAAGCCAAGGACGAGCGCAAGAAGGAGGAGGUCAAGUCUGAGGAGCCCAAGCGACGAUCCGCUAGCCGCAAGCGCACUUCUUUCUUCGGCUUCGGAAAGAAGGAGGAGUCCAAGAAGGAAGAGGUCAAGAAGGAGGCUGAGACCAAGCCCGUCGAGGAGACCGCCGUUACCGCCGAGACCCCUGCUGAGGAGGCUCCCAAGACUGAGGAGGUUCCCAAGAUCGAGGAGCCCGCCAAGCCUGCUGAGACCGUUGAGGAGCCUGCCAAGGCUGUCGAGGAGACUCCCGCUGAGGCUGCUCCUGCUGCUGAGGAGAAGCCUGCCGAGAGCCCCAAGGAGAAGCCCACUGCCUCUAAGCGCAACAGCUUCUUCGGCAACGUCUUCUCUAAGAAGGAGAAGAAGACUCCCGAGCUGAAGCCCACUGAGCCCGCUGAGGCCCCCAAGGAGGGCGAGGCUGCUGAGACUGCCCCAGUCAUCCCUCCCGUCGAGGCCACCACUCCCCUCGCCGUUGACGUCUCCAGCCCUGCCACUGUCCCCACUGAGACCACCGAGGCUGCUGCCGCUACCUCUCCCGCCCCUGAGGCUAAGAAGGAGAUCAAGGAGAAGCGCAAGUCUUCUCUCCCCUUCGCUUUCGGCAAGCGUGACAAGUCUCCCGCUCCCGCCGAGGGCGAGAAGGUCAAGGAGAGCCCCUUCUCCAAGCUCCGCAACACCAUCCGCGGCAAGUCCCCCAAGCCUGCUGAGAAGCACGCCGAGGAGCCCAAGGAGGAGACCCUCAAGGAGGAGCCUGCUAAGGAAGAGGAGGCCAAGACUGAGGCCCCCAAGGAGGAGGAGGCUGCCAAGCCUGCCGAGCCCGAGGCCGAGAACAAGCCUGAGAACGCUACCACUCCCGCUCCUGUCGUCACCGCCGCUGCCUAGAGGGUGGCCCGCCGUUGAUCGUUGCGAGUUACGACUAAAUCACCAUGAACAAAAACUUUACCACAACACACAUGCAUUGAAAGGGUUGGGAAUGGAAGGAAGGAUCUGCAUUUCUUCACAAGAUACCGAGAUACCCUGUCAAGACUGCUUCACUGAUACCAAUUUCCAUAUUUGCUGAAUAUGAGAGGAGGAAAGGAGAAAAAAAGGGUCUGGAAACAGACCACGAAACCACAAAAAAAAGUUGUCCCGGCUGCCGGCCUGGAGGAGGCGGCAUGCUCGCGUCGUUGCUUAUUGUCUUUUCUUGUCUGAUACCCGGAAUGGAGAUAACUAAUACUAAUAAUACAACUGCUGCGUGUUGAA
This is a messenger RNA of Fusarium vanettenii 77-13-4, 2201 nucleotides long. RefSeq lists its product as uncharacterized. Bases 135 to 1841 code for a protein of 568 amino acids. The record is from RefSeq and is a predicted model, not a curated record. The transcript has 3 exons. Lineage: Eukaryota; Fungi; Ascomycota; Sordariomycetes; Hypocreales; Nectriaceae.